Messenger RNA from Cervus elaphus (red deer), 2193 nucleotides. It is a transcript of the gene TADA2A, whose product is annotated as transcriptional adaptor 2A. The record is from RefSeq and is a predicted model, not a curated record. Gene Ontology annotation, biological process: chromatin remodeling; regulation of transcription by RNA polymerase II. Bases 206 to 1537 code for a protein of 443 amino acids. Lineage: Eukaryota; Metazoa; Chordata; Mammalia; Artiodactyla; Cervidae. Gene Ontology annotation, molecular function: chromatin binding; transcription coactivator activity; protein binding. The transcript has 16 exons. Gene Ontology annotation, cellular component: SAGA-type complex; nucleus.
CCCGCCCGCGCCUGCGCUGCCCGCGGGGAGCGCGCACGCAAAGCUCGGGCGCGCGCACGGCUGGCGUUUCCUCGGCGCGGAGGAGGGGGGACGCGCUGAGGGAGUGGUCAUCAGCUUUGGUGUAUGUGUUGGCAGGUUCUGAAAUCUCCCUGAAGCAACUCAGAUUAAAGAAGAUCAAAGCAGCAGAGUCUUUGCCAACUGGAGAAUGGACCGAUUGGGUUCCUUUAGCAAUGAUCCCUCUGAUAAGCCACCUUGCCGAGGCUGCUCCUCCUACCUCAUGGAGCCUUAUAUCAAGUGUGCAGAAUGUGGUCCACCUCCUUUUUUCCUCUGCUUACAGUGUUUCACGCGAGGAUUUGAGUACAAGAAACAUCAAAGUGAUCAUACUUAUGAAAUAAUGACCUCAGAUUUUCCUGUUCUUGAUCCCAGCUGGACUGCUCAAGAAGAAAUGGCUCUUUUAGAAGCUGUGAUGGACUGUGGCUUUGGAAAUUGGCAGGAUGUAGCCAAUCAGAUGUGCACCAAGACCAAGGAGGAGUGUGAGAAGCACUAUAUGAAGCAUUUCAUCAAUAACCCUCUGUUUGCAUCUACCCUCCUGAACCUGAAGCAAGCAGAGGAGGCAAAAACUGCUGACACAGCCAUUCCAUUUCACUCUGCAGAUGACCCUCCCCGACCUGCCUUUGACUCCUUGCUUUCUCGGGACAUGGCAGGAUACAUGCCAGCUCGAGCAGAUUUCAUCGAGGAGUUUGACAAUUAUGCAGAGUGGGACUUGAGAGAUAUUGAUUUUGUUGAAGAUGACUCGGACAUUUUACACGCUCUGAAGAUGGCUGUAGUGGAUAUCUAUCAUUCCAGGUUAAAGGAGCGACAAAGACGAAAAAAAAUUAUAAGAGACCAUGGAUUAAUCAACCUUAGGAAGUUUCAGUUAAUGGAACGACGAUAUCCCAAGGAAGUCCAAGAUCUUUAUGAAACAAUGAGGCGAUUUGCAAGGAUAGUGGGGCCGGUGGAGCAUGACAAGUUCAUUGAAAGCCAUGCAUUGGAAUUUGAACUCCGAAGGGAAAUCAAAAGGCUCCAGGAAUACAGGACGGCAGGCAUUACCAAUUUUUGUAGUGCCAGAACCUAUGAUCACCUCAAGAAGACUCGAGAAGAGGAACGCCUCAAACGCACCAUGCUCUCUGAGGUCCUCCAGUACAUCCAGGACAGCAGCGCCUGCCAGCAGUGGCUCCGCCGGCAGGCUGACAUUGAUUCUGGCCUGAGUCCUUCUGUUCCCAUGACUUCGAAUUCAGGUAGACGAAGUGCACCGCCCUUGAACCUCACUGGCCUCCCUGGCACAGAGAAGUUGAAUGAGAAAGAAAAGGAGCUCUGUCAGAUGGUGAGGUUGGUCCCGGGAGCCUAUUUAGAAUACAAAUCUGCUUUAUUGAACGAAUGUAACAAGCAAGGAGGCUUAAGACUGGCACAGGCAAGAGCACUCAUCAAGAUAGACGUGAACAAAACCCGGAAAAUCUAUGAUUUCCUCAUCCGAGAAGGAUACAUCACCAAAGCCUGAGGCUCCCCAGGAGUGUGGGCGGGCCAAAGGACCUCACGGCCUUUCUGGAGCCUUGUUUUUGAACUGAAGUGUCGUUGUGAAAAGAGAGGAAGAACAAAGGAAAUCUUCAGUUUUAUUAAUGUCUACUUUCUUCUCCACCCUGCUUUAAAAUACUCUUGUUGUUGGUAUUGUGCUGCAGAAUUAUGUGCUAGAUAAGCUAUUGUUAAUUGUGUGUGGGCAUUCAUUCCUAACACCUCUUAUAACUAAAACAAGAACCAUAGUACCUCACAUCACAGUGUUAGUAGAAAUAGAACUAAACCAGUCUGUAAUCCCAGGAGUGCAGCUCAGAUUCUUGUACCUGCUUGGGAGGUUGGUUUUCUGAUUAUGUUUUGCCUUCAAACGUUACAGACAGAUUUAAAAUAAAGAGGUUAUAGUGAGAGAAAGUUUUCUCUUUCUGUUUGAGGGUUUCUUUUUAAGCUGACAACUUAUGUUUUUGAGUAGAAAGGAGGAAAACCUCCCCAUGAUGAUCUUGUCCCAAACUGUACUUGGAACUUGAAUGUCUGGCUCUGUAAUCUGCAGUCUGACUGUCUAAUCUGCAGAAGACUUUUGAGGAGGUAGCAAUGGAUAUAAAAUGUCUCUGUUAUUUUUAGAAUUGAUUAAAAUGUUUUGCUACUUAA